Amborella trichopoda is the source of this 660-nucleotide messenger RNA. Lineage: Eukaryota; Viridiplantae; Streptophyta; Magnoliopsida; Amborellales; Amborellaceae. The record is from RefSeq and is a predicted model, not a curated record.
AUCUUUGGGCGUGAGAGGCUAAAUGGGCACUACGACGUGGGUACCUACGUCAUCGGGAACACCCUCUUUUCCAUCCCCUACCUCCUCCUCACCACUCUAUUCCCAGGAGCCAUCGCCUACUACCUGGCGCACCUUCAAGAUGGAGCUAAACACUUCCUCUACUUUGCUCUAGUCCUCUUUGUGUGCAUGAUGCUCGUAGAAAGCCUUAUGAUCCUCGUUGCGAGUCUUGUCCCCAACUUCUUCAUGGGCAUCAUCACCGGUGCCGGUGUCCAAGCCAUCAUGAUACUGAACGGUGGCUUUUUCCGACUACCUAACGACUUGCCUAAGCCCGUUUGGAAGUACCCAAUGUUUUACAUCUCAUUCCAUAAGUAUGCUAACCAAGGUUUAUACAAGAACGAGUUUGAGGUUCUUGCUUUCCCUAAUGGCUUAGUCGAAGGGCCAGCCACCAUAACAGGCGAGAGCAAUUUGAGAGAGACAUGGCAAAUGGAGAUGGGGUACUCCAAGUGGGUGGACUUGGGCAUAUUGAUGGGCAUGGUGGUUUUCUAUAGGCUUAUGUUCUUGGGAAUCCUCAAACUUAGCGAGAAGGCAAGGCCGGUGGUGAGGGGCUUUCUGGUUCGGCAUCGCAAGCAAGUGACAAAGGUGUUGGAUCCGAUGCCUUAG